UCCUCUCGCGCCGGUCGCCUGGAUUGCAGCGGGGUCCAGUCUGCUACUAGAGGAGCAAACCUGGCAACCUGGCAGCUCGCGCGGAGAGACCCUAUCGGCAAACUGGCAAUGCGGAAAUAGAUCUGGCACCCCCGAGCUCGGACCGAGGAGAGAGGCGUGACAGAGCGAGCGGAGAGGAGCAGGGAUUGCAUUGACAGCGAUAAAACAAGCAACUCUUUCUUUCCUGUUAGUUUUUUUUCUUUUUACAAUAAAGUGCUUUCAGGUGCGUUCACUCGCACCCGCCGAGGGUUUUCGUCCCCCAGAAUUUGUUUUUAAAUUAAACAAGUCUGAAGUAGAAGAAACCAGAAGUGCGUUUUUUAUCGUUUGGAUUCCGGACUUGUUUACUGACUUUUCCCUUUUGCAUCAACCAUGGAUGUGUUGGCGAAUUACAGUAUUUUCCAGGAACUCCAACUCGUUCAUGACACUGGCUAUUUCUCCGCGAUGCCUUCCCUGGAGGAAAACUGGCAGCAGACGUGUCUAGAGUUGGAGCGGUAUCUGCAAACGGAGCCCAAGCGGCUGUCGGAGCUGUUCGAUGAGGAGCUGGACUGUCUCCUAACGCCGGCGUUCAUGCAGGGCGCCGACAGCGACGAGGACCUGAUGGACCCCCUCCUCCCCAGCCUCCCCGACCAGCCCAGUCCGCCGCCGCUACUGGUGGCGCUGCCCAAGGUCCAGGCCAAGGUCCUGCACGUGCCCCAGCCCAGCAGGACCCAGGCCGAAGCCGCGGCCCAAACCGUCCCGUCCAAGGAGCAGGUCCUGGGCGUCAGCGCGGCGCAGCUCAGCGCCGCCGUCACGUCCCUCACCCCGCCGUCGUCCCCGGAGCUCGGCCGCCACCUCAUCAAACCCACGCAGACGCUCACCGCCGCAGCCGACGGCACGCUAACGCUCAAACUGGUGGCCAAGAAGGUGGGGCUGGGGGCGGCCAAGCUGGUGGCGGCGCGGGCCCUGCCGUCGCCGCCGGGCCGGGGGGCGGCCCUCAGCGACAGCGAGCAGGGGGGAGGGGGGAGCCUGGGGGGAGACGUGCCUGAGAACAAGAAGAGAGUCCACCGGUGCCAGUUCAACGGCUGCAGGAAGGUUUACACCAAGAGCUCCCAUCUGAAGGCGCAUCAGAGGACCCACACAGGUGAGAAGCCCUAUAAGUGCUCAUGGGAGGGCUGCGAAUGGCGCUUUGCCCGCAGUGACGAGUUGACACGACAUUACCGCAAACACACUGGAGCCAAGCCAUUCAAGUGCAACCACUGCGACAGAUAAACACACACACACACACACACACACACACACACA
Molecule: messenger RNA, 1320 nt
Organism: Betta splendens (Siamese fighting fish)
Lineage: Eukaryota; Metazoa; Chordata; Actinopteri; Anabantiformes; Osphronemidae
Product: Krueppel-like factor 7
Exons: 3
Coding region: 409-1287 (292 amino acids)
Biological process (GO): regulation of transcription by RNA polymerase II
Molecular function (GO): RNA polymerase II cis-regulatory region sequence-specific DNA binding; DNA-binding transcription factor activity, RNA polymerase II-specific
Source: RefSeq, a predicted model, not a curated record